UGAACCGCCUCGUGUUGGCUGUCUUUUUUUCCGUCUUGUUUCWAGGCUAAAUUGGACUAAAACGGCUUUAAACCUUUUCAACGACAAAUGGUAUAUUAGUAGUAUUAGUAGGUAUCAUAUUUUAAUCUUUGGAGGAUGAUUUAACACCUGGAUAUACGCUCUUAUUGCAAAGCUGCAAAAAUGAGGUGGGCUGUUUUUGCAGUGUACUAUAUAUGUACACUAAUUGAUCUGACAGAUGGCAAAUCAAUGCAGAGGAAUCGCGUGAGCGCAGUAGAUCUUCCUCCAGAGUCGUGUGCAGUUGAUCGAUAUAAAUGUGAUAACGGCAAAAAGUGCAUUCCCUUGAAAUGGAUUUGUGAUGGAUACAGCGACUGUCAAGACAUGCGCGACGAAAGAAAUUGCAUUCCAACCAAUCAAACAACAUUGGUUGAAAACAAAGACACUAUCAGUUCUUAUGAUUACAAAGUUUCUCCAGAAUCAUCCUGCGAUAGAAGUAAGUUCACGUGUGACAUGGGAGCGAAAUGUCUGCCGCUUACAUGGUUAUGUGACAGUAUUGAUGACUGUGUUGACAAAAGAGACGAACAUAACUGUCCAGCUAAAAAACAAGGAAUUCCGCUUGCCAAAGCUGCCGAAGAAGCCGCUAUCACUGCUGCUCAGGAAGCCAAGAGAGCCGCUUUCGCUGCUGGGGAAUUAAUGAAGAGCGCUAAAGAAGCUGCUUUAAAAGCGAGAAAAGCCAUGAAGAUAGUGACAAGCAACCUUUAGCAUAUCAGAAACUCCUUGAAAUUAGUGUGAGAAGAAAGCAUUAAAUAAUGAAAUGAAAGGACAGGAUGAAUGUGAUAUCUGCUGUUAAUCGAUGAAAACAAAUGGAUCAUCCAGAAUAAACCACUUGAAGUGAACGAAUUUAAAACGACUUUAAAUAGAAAGCAAACCAAUCCGUUCAAAAAGCAUACGUGAUGGCAAUAAAAUCCAAUAGAGAUCAUUUGAUAGCCAAAAUAAUUAUCACAUAUUUAMCCUUUUACUUAUAUGUAAUAUUUGUGAAUACAUUUUUUAAUCAUUAAAGUAUUUAUUGAAUAUAAAUGAA
Molecule: messenger RNA, 1078 nt
Organism: Exaiptasia diaphana
Lineage: Eukaryota; Metazoa; Cnidaria; Anthozoa; Actiniaria; Aiptasiidae
Product: very low-density lipoprotein receptor
Exons: 7
Coding region: 181-759 (192 amino acids)
Molecular function (GO): protein binding
Source: RefSeq, a predicted model, not a curated record